Molecule: messenger RNA, 818 nt
Organism: Balaenoptera musculus (blue whale)
Lineage: Eukaryota; Metazoa; Chordata; Mammalia; Artiodactyla; Balaenopteridae
Gene: PPP1R14A
Product: protein phosphatase 1 regulatory inhibitor subunit 14A
Exons: 4
Coding region: 262-705 (147 amino acids)
Biological process (GO): regulation of phosphorylation
Cellular component (GO): cytoplasm
Molecular function (GO): protein serine/threonine phosphatase inhibitor activity
Source: RefSeq, a predicted model, not a curated record
CCCCUGUCGCCCGAUCGGGUCUGGGGCUCCCGGAUCCCGCCCGUACCUGAGCCAGGCACGGCCGCGGGCUUCACGCCGGCGCAGCGGCCAGUCCUCGCUUUGCAGGCAGGGAAAUUGAGGCCCGGGGCAGCCGGGGCGGGGCCGGCCCCCCUGAGAGUCCGAGCCUCCGCCCCCGGUCGGCCCCGCCCCGGCCCGUAAGAGGCCCCCUGGCCGCCAGGCGAAAGCUCACAGCGCGGCGCCGGGGCCGGGGCCAGGACCGCGAUGGCAGCUCAGCGGCUGGGCAAGCGGGUGCUGAGCAAGCUACAGGCUCCAUCGCGGGCCCGGGGCCCGGGAGGCAGCCCCGGGGGGCUGCAGAAGCGACACGCGCGUGUCACCGUCAAGUAUGACCGGCGGGAGCUGCAGCGGCGGCUAGACGUGGAGAAGUGGAUCGACGGGCGCUUGGAGGAGCUGUAUUGCGGCAGGGAGGCAGACAUGCCCGAUGAGGUCAACAUCGAUGAAUUGUUGGAAUUAGAGAGUGAAGAGGAGAGACGCCGGAAAAUCCAGGGACUCCUAAAGUCGUGCACAAACCCCACAGAGAACUUCGUCCAGGAGCUGCUGGUGAAGCUGAGAGGCCUCCACAAGCAGCCAGGCCUCCGCCAGCCCAGCCCCUCCGGUGACCGCAGCCUGAGCCCCCUCCAGGACCGAACCCGGACCGCGCGGCCCUGACCCUCUCUGGCCUCUGUGACCCCCUCCAUCUCCCCGCAACGCCAUCCUGGCUUGUUUAUAAGUUGUAUUUAAUGGUUCUGUAACAAUAACACUGCGUGCCUGUUUUUCUUCUC